Xenia sp. Carnegie-2017 is the source of this 8251-nucleotide messenger RNA. Its product is annotated as E3 ubiquitin-protein ligase rnf213-alpha-like. The coding region runs from base 30 to 8195 and encodes 2721 amino acids. The record is from RefSeq and is a predicted model, not a curated record. Lineage: Eukaryota; Metazoa; Cnidaria; Anthozoa; Malacalcyonacea; Xeniidae. The transcript has 44 exons. Gene Ontology annotation, molecular function: ubiquitin-protein transferase activity; ATP hydrolysis activity.
UUCUUAAAAUAUUUGUCCCAUUCAUCAAAAUGAAAUCGUUGCUUCACUGGCUUAAAGCCUUACCAUUGCUUCAUUUUCUCCGAGGAGAAUGUGAACCAUUUCAAGAAGUUCCAUUUACAUCAACAGCUGAUAUCAAUAAAUCAACUUGGUGGGGCUUGCAAGGUUUUGAUUUUAGACAAAUUCGAAAUUCUAUCAAAACGAGUGAGUUAAUAACAUUGUUGCCGGAAGUGGAAAAAAUGUUUCUUGUGGAUCCUUUAGUGAGGCGUACUUAUCUAUUGCUAUGUCCUUUAAAAAUAUUUGGUGACCUUUUGAAAAUAAAUCAUUUCACUUGGCUUGAGUUAUGCUUCACCAUACGAAAAUUGCUACCGGAUGUAGAGACGCAGGACUUGCAAAAUGUGAUUAAGCAUCUUGUCGAUUUCUUUGAAGAAAUGAGUGAAGUAAUUUCUCGUUUCAGUCCCACCCUAUGUCCAAAAAGCAAAAAUGAAGAAACAAAAGCUUUGCUUCUUACGUUGGUGCAGAUUGCAAAGAAUGUAAAAUCCCGCCUUUUUAUGACUCAAAUAACUUUCUUUUGUUGCUUGGCAAAGUGUAUCGCCAAUGCCAUUGAUCUUGAGAAGAGAGGCAUAAUCAUGGAAACAAACGACGGAGACCGUGAUUCGAAGAGCACAUCAUAUUCUAAAUCAGAUGUACAGGACAUGUGGCACUUUUUCCAAGACAUAUUUGUAUUAACAAAGACGUUAUUUUACUCGUCUCUGUGUAUUAACCUAGAAGAUUGUAAAGAAUCUGAAUGGCUAAAGGAAUUGGAUGUAUGGAAUGUACUACUGUCAUUUUCUGCUCCAGAUCUCUUUCAAAAUUCGUGGCGUGAGGAAUUUAAGGCUAAAUUGAUUGAUCGAGUUAAAAAGGUGACACCUCUACGUCAAAUACAGCUACUUUUUCUGUCAGAGAAGACAAAAUUUUGCGCUGAACUUUCUACAUGUUUAUCUGAGGCUGCAUUCGACGCUGUUGAGAAGGUUGUUAAUUCAAGUCACAGUGGGGAAGCUUUUGAAUAUUUUCGCCAGGAAAAUUCAACAAGCGCAAUGGAGUUGCUAAGUGUUCUGCUUUAUAAAGCUUGGCCUGACCAACUGAAAGAACAAGAAAUUUCUUUGAGUUCAGAUAGGGAGGACAGAAUUUUGCUAGAUCACCUUCUUACAUGGUCCGUAUGGCCUGGUUUUCUCAAAUUCAUCGGUAGUAAUUCUGAAAGUAAAGAGAAGUUGAUUAAGACUGGUGAUUGUGGAAACUUGAUUGCUUGUGCACAAUCGUAUCUUCUUAGUGUAGUAAGCUCUGUACGUGAUGGUACUGUAACAGUUCAAGUGCUUGAAUUGUUGGUAGAAAAUAAAGCCCAGUAUUUGAAGCUGACCGAAUCUUAUGAAGAAAUUAAAAAAGGGAGUCCAACUCCUGAGUUCUGUUUGGAGGAAAGAGUAUCAGAACUGAGUGAAUUCGAAAAUUUACGUGAACUGCUCGUGCAUUUUAAUAAACUAACUAAACAUUUCACUGCAGUUGAUCAAGAGUUUUCAAUCCUACAAAAAAAGGUUGAACAGGAUUAUCAUAAACUACGCUUAUGUGAAAUUGUCAAAAAAAACAAAAACAGUGAGUUAGAUUUUUGUUUUUUUGAAAUGAGCACAAGUAUUCUACUUAAGAUAUCCAAAAUUUGUCAGAUAGAAAAAAGUAGAAUUUUUAAGUUAUUGUGGAAGAAUUACGGUGAGAAAGUCAAGAAUGACGAACAGGUCGUCAGUAUUAAGAUGAUCGAGAAAAAAGUUUGUGAAAUUGAAGAGACACUCGAGACGGUGAAUAAAGAUUUUUUCAAUGGUGAGAUGAAACUGAAAAAAACUGACGAGUUUUUAAAUUCGUUUGAAAUGUGCUACAAAUCCUUGGAAGAAGAGUUUCGAAUGCUUUCAAAUCACUUUGCUUAUCCCGAAAAGAAUGAUGUUGACGAAAAUCUAAGAAAGACAUUGAAUAAACUGAAGAAAUACAAAGAACUUUUGGAAGCAGAAGAGUCUGCUAUGGUGAUAUUGAAUUUACGUGACGAAUAUGGGUUAAAAGGAGAUUUUUCUGAGGUGAAAAAUAUUCCAAAGAUUACAUCCAUGGAUAUGUGUAUCAAAGAUAUGAAUGACGAUCUGCUAAAUCUAGAGACUUGUUUAACAGAAGUCAAUAGUCAUAGGAAAAGUUGUUUAAAAGUGUUUGCCGAAAGUGUCGAACUGGUUCAUUGGAUAAGAAAAUGUAUAAAAGAUGAAAAAGAGUUAAAGGUAUUUAUUGACCUGGCCAUGAUAUCUGCCGGUGAAAGCGAUUUAGAAAUUGACAAUAUUUCUUGCAUGCAUACGAGCUGUUUGGGAUUUGGCUCUUUGAUAUUUGGCUACAGUGAAGAGCAUGGUUUUCGUGAACUGAUGGAACUUUGCAAGACUCUCUGGCAAGUGAUUGAUGCCAAUCCAACCAUUGACAAAAAGCUAGAAAUAACCCGAAAAAAUCUUUCUUGGCUGAAGCAAAUCAAAGAGUCACAUGGCUCAGUUGCAUCGACAACAAUGCUCCUAGUACAAACUAUAAAUUCAUCUGGUAUUUACUACAUUGCUGACAAAGAAAAAUUAAAUAUGGUAACAAAAAGUAGUAGUACCCCUGACAACGUCGUGGCUCUUGUUAUUCCAAAAGAUAGUGAUCGAGAGGAAAAGAUAUACACAUUCGACGAAAUUAAGGAUAUUCAAAGCAAGUUGAUGCUGAUUGCAGGAAAAGCAGAAAAUGGAAAGGAAGAAGUCGACCAAUUUAAUGAGGUGUUUGAAAAAAUUCUGAGACUUAAUGAUCUUUACUUGGAACUUUGCGAAGUCGGAGAAAUCACUUAUCUUAGCUGGGAAUCUAGUUUUUGCUGUAGUAAGCAAGAACAAAAACGAAAAGAUCUUCUCUCUGAUAUUAAUAUACGUUGUAGCAAGAUGGAAAGUGAUUUAAAACAAUGGAGAGAAACCAUGAGUACGAAGAGACAGCAAUGUUACGCCUUAAAUCAUUUUACAAUGAAGCAGAUUUUAACUUUGCGGAAAGAACUUUUCAAAGCUUGUGAAGGUGAAACUGCAGUCAAUGAACUUCCAUCUCAAAUAUUUGUGCUUCUUGAAACAGUCAGGAAAUACAUAAAUCCAACAAUACUUGCAAAUGUACUUAAAUCAGUGAUUCCAGAGAGUUUUGUCUAUUUAAAAGAGGAAGAAGAUUUAAAAAAUGUGGAUGAACCUUUUGACAGUGAUGAGAACAGUGACGAUGAUACGGAUGGUGAAAAUGAUACAACAUCACAUGCACAUAUACAAAAACAAAAUUCGUUUGAAGUGCUUACUUCUGUUAAAGAUAGUUUAGAGUCCCAGGGCUAUGAUGAAGGGUAUAUACUGGCUGCUCUACAAGUUUGUGGGCGUGAAGCAACAAAGGCUGAUCUUCUUGCGUGGGUAUUUAACUGUAAUGAUGACGAAGAAAGCAUCUUGGCUUUAUCGCAAGAAGCAAAGCAAAAUCCUCGUCUUUCUGAUCUUAUAACCAAAAUAUUUGGCACAGAUUCUGAAACAAAAAAUGAUUAUAUUUUAUUGCAAACCUCUCCACAAUCUAGAAAAAUUGGUGAAGAAGAUAAAAAGGACAGCAAAUAUUUGUCUUUGGAAAUUUUAACUGCUGUAUUGGAAAAGAUUUCUGAAAAAGAAUGUAGUCGAGUAGAUCGCAAUUUUCCACCAGUUUUCAAAGAAGGAGAACCAAAUCUAUUGCUUGUCUCGAAAGGUGAAGUUUUUGGUUGCGUGUUGUCUCUUUUCAUGGGAUGUGAAAAUGAAAUGUUACCAAGCGUCGAAGAGGUGGUUGUUUGUGACCAGAGCACGACAUCAGAAGAGGUUGAGCUACUUUGGCGACGAGCUGUCGUUGACGAUACUGGUCGAUUGUUUUGUCUUGUUAAUGCAGAUCUUUUGGACUUUGACGUCAGUCAGGAAGCAUUACGUUUACUUGAAUUGUUAACACAAGGACACCCAAAAUAUCGUUUGGUGGUGGUAUGUAGCAUUGAAAACGACAAAUCAAACAUAGUGAAAUCAUUAGAUCAUUAUCGACGCUCACUUCCUCCACUAACGUCAUUGGAUUGUAUCCAAAGAUAUCUGAAAGAAAAAUUUGUAUAUCAACCUCCUGAUGAUGACAAUGUUUGCACUGCAGCAGCUAUUGUAGAUCAAGAAAAAUUAUCUGUGCGUUUAAUCAAGUCUUCUAGAGCAGGAAUGGGGAAAAGUUUAAUUGUGAAACGUCUUACUAAACGAUUAGAAACAAUUUCAAACACAAAAAAGAAAAAUUUUCAAUCAACUUUGUGCUGUACUAUCCCAGUCCAUGGAGUGUGUGUUGAUAGUAAUGCGAUCACUCGUCACCUUCUUUCACAUACGUUAAAAAGAGGUGAUUCUCUUUCAAGAAUUUUUCAUCUGGAUGUUUCUCAGUCGGUAUCAAAAGGGCUUGAUGACUUUCUGUUUAAACUGUUGAUCCUUGGAUCUGUCAAAGAUAACAAUGGAAAUAUUUGGCGAAGAAAAACAACCGAUUUGUAUAUUGUUGAACACACAACUGACAAGACAUUUGCAAUGCUAACAUCUGAAAAUUUACCUACAAGUCAAAAUCCGAACACACGAAAUCGACCAUCAAGGGGAAAGUAUUCGUUUAUAAAGUUUUUACCAAGCAUCCAUUGUCUUUCACCAAGGGAAGCAUUAAGAAAUAUGAAGUUGCAAAGGCUUGGAGAUACAAGUUUCGACAAAGAGGAAUUCAAUAGUGAAGAAUAUCAACGAGCAUUCCAAUAUUUAUUGCGUAUCAAGAAAGGUGAUAACUUGGACAAUUUUUCGUACGAAAACGAUUCUUGUGCUGAUGUAAGCGAUCCCGUUGAAUCUCUAACUGUUUUAAUCCAAUAUUGUGGAAUACAUGAUCCAUCAUGGGCUGAACUUCAUCACUUUGCAAACUUUUUGAAUGUUCAAUUGGAUGAUUGUGAAAAAAGUGUAUUUUGUGACAAUAGUUUAGUUGAAGAUAGAUUGAAAGGCUUUAAGACAUUUGUUGUUCGUUUUAUGAUCAAAAUGUCAAGGGACUUUGCUACAAGAUCAUUGAAUGAUUCCAAUUUGAAUGUUGAUGAAAUUAAAGAGAAAAUGAAUGAUGAUCUAAAGCCCUUCCAAAUUCGCCGAAAAUGGGAAUUAAGUCCUCAUCCAUAUAUUUUGUUCAACAAUGAUCGUAACAGUAUGACAUUUUUGGGGUUCUUGUUGAAUGAUAACGGAGAUUUGCUGGAUCCUGGAAGUAAAAAUAUUUUAGAAAAACGCUUGAUGCCCGCAAAGUUAAGAGAACAACUAAAGAUACAAGGGGUGGAUUUUGAUGUAAACUACGAAAUAAGUGGACGUGAAGCACGAAUUGACGCUUUAUGUCAAGUAAUGGGAAUUGAUCAUCCUAAUGAUCCUGAUCCAACGUACGAGCUUACUACCGACAAUGUGGAGAAAAUCUUGGCCAUUCACAUGAGAUUUAGAUGUGGAAUUCCUGUCAUUAUCAUGGGGGAGACAGGUUGUGGUAAAACAAGUUUGAUACGGUUUAUGUGCCAGCUUCAGGCUGGACCUAAUGGACCUAAAAACCUAAUCCUCAUGAAGGUUCACGGUGGAACAAGCUACGAGGAAAUAGAAAAUAAAUUCGCUGAGGCUGAAAAAUUGGCUUCGUACAACCAGAAGAAAAAUAUUGACACAAUUUUGUUCUUUGAUGAAGCAAAUACAACAGAUGCAAUUGAUCUAAUCAAAGAGAUAAUGGUUGAUCGACGAGUGAAUGGACGAUAUAUCGAUCCAAAAUUGACUAGUCUUCAUUUUAUUGCUGCGUGUAAUCCAUACAGGAAACACACUGAUGAGAUGAUAAAAAAAUUGGAAUCAGCUGGUUUGGGUUACCAUGUUUCUGCUGACGAGACUGAAGAUAAACUAGGCUCCAUUCCUCUCCGCCAGCUCGUGUAUCGUGUCCAUCCUUUACCAGAAAGUAUGAUGCCUCUCAUUUGGGAUUUUGGUCACCUGUCAGAUAACACAGAAAAAGUUUAUACCAAACAGAUAGUUGAACGAUGUGUAACUGUUCAAUCAACAACGUCUACUUUAUCAAAUGGAAAAAUAUGUGGAACCGAUGCUCAAAUUUCAUGUAUUGCUAAAAUUUUGUCAGCCUCCCAAGAAUUCAUGCGUGAGCAAAAGAAUGAAUGCAGUUUUGUCAGUCUUCGUGAUGUUGAAAGGUCAAUGACAGUUAUCAACUGGUUCUACAACAAUUAUGAUUUGAUGCAGAAUAGUAUUAAGAACUCUGAAUAUCAUCUACGUGAUCGAAAAGUAUCUUAUGAUUCCAGUGACACCAACGAAGAGGAAAGUGAUGAAGAGUUUCAGCCUUUAAAUCGUUUUGUAUUUUCCAUCGUCCAAGGUAUUGGUGUUUGUUACUAUGCACGACUAAAUGAAAGACAUGCGUAUUGCCAGUACAUUUGUGCCUUUUUUGACAAUUCAUGCCCACUUCCUGGAGGUGUUAAAAGGAUGAAGGAUGAAAUAGUAAAGUGUCAAAGAGCGUUUUUGCACGAAGUGAAACUUGACCGAAAUAUUGCAAGAAAUACAGCUCUUAGUGAAAAUGUAUUUAUGAUGGCGAUAUGUGCAGAACUACGACUCCCAUUGUUUGUAGUUGGUAAACCAGGAAGCUCAAAGUCUCUGGCAAAAGACGUAAUUUCAACAAACAUGACAGCUGGAAAUUCUAGCAGCGAGUUGUUUAAGAAUCUGAAACAGAUUCACAUGCAAUCAUAUCAAUGCAGCCCUUUAUCUACGCCUGAAGGGAUCAUCUCCAUCUUUAAACAAUGUUCCCAACUUCAGAGAGACAAAGAUGUGAAGAAGUUUGUCUCCGUAGUUGUGUUGGACGAGAUUGGUUUAGCAGAAGAUUCACCAUUGAUGCCACUGAAGACACUUCAUCCAUUACUUGAAGACGGUACAGCCACCUCUGAAGACUCUGGAAAAGAGCUUGAUUAUAACAAUGUAGGUUUUAUUGGUUUAUCUAACUGGGCGUUGGAUCCUGCUAAAAUGAAUCGUGGAAUAAUAUUGAGUAGAGGAACACCAAGUGACGUUGAACUUUUUCAUAGCGCAAGAGGUAUAUGCUCAUGUGAUGAUGUUGAUUAUGAUAUUGAAGAAAUCUUGAAAAAGUUGUGCAAAGGAUAUUUUGAAUUGUACAAAAUGCAAAAACAUUCAAAAACGUUGAAAAUUGCCCAAAAGGAUGAAUUCUUUGGUCUCAGAGACUUUUAUAGUCUUAUAAAGAUGGUAAAUGAAUCAGCCAUAGUUAAUACGGAAGGCGUUCAGAUCGAUCAUACUGAAUUAAAGCACUGCAUUCUGAGAAAUUUUAGUGGCUUGGAUGAUGUUGAUCCUGUCAAGAUCUUUAGCUGUCAUUUUCGAGAACUCGAAAAUUUAAUGAGUCCUUCGAUGCAAUGUCUUCCCAUAACUCUCAUUCAAAAUAGCUUGAGAAGAACAGAUAAUAAAGGAGAAAGUCGCUAUUUACUAGUUUUGACAGAAAACUAUGCCGCAUUGAGAUUACUUCAAGGAAAUGAUUCUCAAAGUGAGCACGAGCCAGAAGUUAUUUUUGGCAGCAGUUUUCCGAAAGACCAGCAAUACAUACAGAUUUGUCGGAAUAUAAAUCGUAUCAAAGUGUGCAUGGAAACAGGAAGAAUGGUGAUUUUACUUAACUUGGAAAGUCUUUAUGAAAGUCUUUAUGAUGCUCUAAACCAGUAUUACGUGUAUCUUGAUCAACAAAAGUACGUCGAUCUUGGCCUGGGAAACCACAGAGUCAAGUGCCGUGUUGCUGAAAAUUUUAAAUUGAUAGUGAUUGCUGAAAAAGAUGACGUUUAUAAGCGCUUUCCAAUUCCUCUUAUUAAUCGUCUUGAGAAACAUUUGCUGGUGAUGUCAACUGGUUUGACUAAACCUCAAACUGUUUUAGUUAAAGAACUUAAGGAUUGGGUGGAACGUUUCUCCACGGUGAAGCUCGAAAAUUCAGCACAAAAAAGUUUAUUUGAGCCAGGGGAUUGUUUUGUUGGUUAUCACAGCGAUACAGCAGCCACUGUCGUGAUUAAAAACUACAAAAUAAUUAUUCUGAUCCUAAGAUACUUGAAAACUCAAAGAAAACUCUUUUACAAUGUGCAUCUCCUGAUGCAAUUGCCAGACUCACAGCAUCAGACUUAAAACAUAAUGCCAGCGAAAUCAAUGAUGAAUAUUACAAAAACCAACAACACGGAAGU